AUGAAGGUUAUCAAGAUCCAACCCGGAGGCAAGGCUACGGUCGUCAACGCGCCAAUGCCAAAAAUGGACGCCCACUGCGUCGUCGUCAAGACUGCGGCAGUGGCCUUGAACCCUGUGGACUGGAAGCACAUUAGCUGCGUCCCCGGAACCGCCGGGUGUACCGCGGGAUCUGAUUUUGCGGGGGUCGUGCGCAAGGUCGGGUCGGGCGUGACGACGCUCAAGGUGGGCGAUAGGGUCGCAGGGUGGGUGCACGGUGGGAACAUCUCCAAGCCACAAGAUGGCGCUUUUGCGCAGUACAUCGUGGCGAGGGAAGGCAUGAUGAUCAAGAUCCCCCCGGGAGUUUCUUUCACAGCCGCAGCCACUCUCGGCGUCGGAGUGUCGACCGUUGGGUUGGGCUUGUUCCACCAACUCGGUCUACCGCUGCCGACCCAGCCGGGGGUCGGGAAGCUUCCGCUGCUGAUAUAUGGCGGCAGUACUGCCACCGGCACCCUGGCUAUUCAGUUGGCGAAACUAGCCGGCCUCGAAGUCAUCACUACGUGCUCUCCCCACCAUUUCCAUAUGGUCCGGAAGCUGGGCGCCGAUGCCGUAUUUGACUACAAGGAACCCAACGUCGGCUCGGAAAUUCGCAAGCUGACCGAGAACGCACUCUAUCACGCUUUCGACUGCAUCUCGACCGAGCACUCGGCUAGAAUAUGCGCAGACGCACUUUCGGAACACACCACCGGCAAAGAGCCCACGUACAGCGCACUGCUCUACUGCGAAUUCCCGCGGAGGGAUGUGCGGGUGGUCGUGACCGUCGCCCAGACCAUAUUCGGAGAGCCCUUCACCAUACCGGAACUGGGGCCUGAGAACUUUCCAGGGGACGUCGACCACUUUGAGUUUGGUAAACGCUUUUGGAAACUAACCCAGACGCUAUUGGCGGAGGGAAAGCUCAAGGCUCACCCUGCCGACGUGCGAGGAGGUGAUCUUGAAGGUGUAUUGGAAGGAUUGGAAGAGUUGAGACGGGGCAAGAUAUCUGGGAAGAAGCUUGUGUACACCCUGUCGUAA
Molecule: messenger RNA, 1047 nt
Organism: Pyricularia pennisetigena
Lineage: Eukaryota; Fungi; Ascomycota; Sordariomycetes; Magnaporthales; Pyriculariaceae
Exons: 2
Coding region: 1-1047 (348 amino acids)
Molecular function (GO): oxidoreductase activity, acting on NAD(P)H
Source: RefSeq, a predicted model, not a curated record